CAUCAUAAGAGUGCAUUAGUGGUGGCGGGUACAGCUGAUGGGCCCAUACAUCGUUCAGCUGGAGUGUCAUAGCCCAAUGAAGAAAGAAGCAAUGGCCUGCACUCUUGAUUGUCGCUACCUUGACAAAGACUUUGGGGACAAGACUUACAAGCGCAAGUGCGAUGCUGAAGCUACCGCCACCACCGACAAUGACAAUAGUGAAUCGAUGGUGAUCGAAUCUUCCUUGCCCCUGUCGGCGAAGCAGUCGAUGGCCCCCUCUACCGUUAAUCUUGACAUGCUAACCUUAAUGAUCACAACCUACGACGAGGUGAUCUCGAGGAGGGUCUCGGGAAGGAGCUGGAAGCAUUUUAGGAAGCGUAGAGUGUGGGAGAAGAUUGAGAGCAGGCAAGCGGCGUUUGAGGAGCAGAUGAAGAAGUUGAAAAGGGGUCAACAAGCCAGUUAAGCUAUAUGGGUUGAGUUAUGGACCAAACCAACUGACGGGUAUAGGUCAAGAAUGAAAUUGGGUGUUGGAAGACCGCAUUUCAUCAAUGCCUGCAGGUUGGCCUCCGUUUUCGAUGAUUGCUUCAUUAAGCUCAGCCUUGAGGAUAAGGCCGUUUUUCAGGGGUUGGUAAUGAUGAGUCCAUACAUCGUUCAGCUCGAGUGUCGUAGCCCAACAUUGUUGCCGUCACAACGAGGAGUAGCCCAACCCAUAACACCAGGUAGCAAGCUCGUCGAUGUAGAGUUUUGUCCUUGAUUUGUUAGUAGAGUUGAACAGGUUGACAAGUGGUUAGAAUAAUUUGUUGUUAGAGUA
Linum trigynum is the source of this 790-nucleotide messenger RNA. NCBI's taxonomy places the organism in Eukaryota, Viridiplantae, Streptophyta, Magnoliopsida, Malpighiales, Linaceae. The record is from the annotation of a GenBank genome assembly.